This is a messenger RNA of Hyaena hyaena (striped hyena), 1435 nucleotides long. It is a transcript of the gene ASB18, whose product is annotated as ankyrin repeat and SOCS box containing 18. Gene Ontology annotation, molecular function: protein binding. The record is from RefSeq and is a predicted model, not a curated record. The transcript is spliced from 7 exons. The coding region runs from base 1 to 1401 and encodes 466 amino acids. NCBI's taxonomy places the organism in Eukaryota, Metazoa, Chordata, Mammalia, Carnivora, Hyaenidae. Gene Ontology annotation, biological process: intracellular signal transduction.
AUGGCCAACUCUGAUCGCCUUCCUGAUUACCCACUCGACUCAGAUUUAGUGAAGAGAUUAAAGUCUGCUCUGGACACCAAGGAUGAGGAGAGAGUGAGCCACCUGAUCUGUGCUGAAGUGAGGCCCGUGGACGCCGUGAUAGAAUUGGCCAAUGACGACUGGAUGAAAGACCCCUCGGCCCAGCUGCCCCCCAGCGUUCUCAUAGGUAACUGUGACCGUCUUGAGCUGCUCACAAACCAGUUCUUCCAGGAUGCCAAUGUGGUGUUUGAGAUCAAGAAGGAUGAGAUGGAGUGGCAGGUGAAAUCCCCAGCCACAUUUGGACUGUCAGGCCUCUGGACCCUGGAGUACAAGCGUGAGCUCACCACGCCUCUGUGCAUCGCCGCGGCCCGCGGCCACACAGCCUGCGUGCGCCACCUGCUCGAGCGCGGCGCGGACCCCGACGCCAGCCCCGGGGGCCAGGGAGCCCUGCACGAGGCCUGCCUGGGGGGCCACACGGCCUGCGCCCAGCUUCUGCUGCAGCACGGCGCCGACCCCGACCUGCUCAGCGCCGAGGGCCUGGCGCCCCUGCACCUCUGCCGAACGGCCUCCUCGCUCGGGUGCGCGCAAGCGCUGCUGGAGCACGGCGCCUCGGUGCAGCGCGCGGGCGGCGCGGGCCGGGACACGCCGCUGCACGUGGCGGCCGAGCGCGGCCUGGACGAGCACGCGCGCCUCUACCUGGGCCGCGGCGCGCGCGUGGACGCGAGGAACGGCCGCGGCGAGACGGCCCUGAGCGCGGCGUGCGGCGCGGCGCGCGGCCCCGACGAGCACGCGCGCCGCCUGCGCCUGUGCGCGCUGCUGCUGCGGCGCGGGGCGGCGGCGGACGCGCGCGACGAGGACGAGCGCAGCCCGCUGCACAAGGCCUGCGGCCGCGCGCGCGCCGGCCUGGCGCGCCUCCUGCUGCGCCACGGCGCCGACGCGCGCGCGCUCGACUACGGCGGGGCCUCGCCGCUGGCCCGCGCGCUGCAGACCGCCGCCUUCGCCCCCGAGGCCGCGCCGCAGCGCACGGUGCAGGCGCUGCUCAACCACGGCUCCCCCAGCGUGUGGCCCGACGCCUUCCCCAAGGUGCUGAAGACCUGCGCGCCAGCCCCCACGGUGAUCGAGACUGUCUUCAACUCUUACCCUCACCUCCGCGUUUCCGAGUCCUGGCGGGAAGUGAUUCCUGAGGAAGUGUUCCGGACGCACCAGACCUUCUACGAGUCUUUCUUCGCUCUGGCCCGCACCCCCCGCUGCCUGCAGCACCUGUGCCGCUGUGCCCUCCGGAAGCUAUUUGGCAAGAAGUGCUUUCGCCUCGUGCCCCUGCUGCCCUUGCCCAAGUCCCUGCAAAGUUACCUCCUUUUGGAGCCAGAAGGUGUUUUGCACUGAAGACCAGAGCGCUGGGGCCGAGGCUGUGGUUCCC